Molecule: messenger RNA, 2092 nt
Organism: Camelina sativa (false flax)
Lineage: Eukaryota; Viridiplantae; Streptophyta; Magnoliopsida; Brassicales; Brassicaceae
Source: RefSeq, a predicted model, not a curated record
UACAAAACAACGACUUAGACCAAAACCAAGACAUUUUCCCAAUUGCUUCAUCUCUUCAUCUUUACCAUUUUUUUUUUAAUUAACCUGCAACUGCUACACGAUGAUCAACUUGUCUCUUUCCCUAUCUAAAUCUAUACCUUAUACCUUAAUAUGGAUGCUCUUUGUCAUCCCAUCUUAUGUUUUUUCAGCUGAGCAGCAUCACCUACUCUGCAGUCCCUCGUUUAGUUGUGGCAAUCAGAGCGGUCUCUUGUACCCUUUCUGGAUUCCUGAGAGAAAAGAUUGCGGUCACCCCGACUUCGAGCUCGACUGUAGCGGAGGAUUUCCAGAGCUUAUCAUUUCCUCUAUGAAAUUUAGAAUCUUAGCGGCCAACUAUACCUCUGGUAUCAUAAGACUCGCCAGAUCCAAUUAUAGCGGUGAUCCAUGUUCCCAAGAUUCUUUAAAGAUUUCUUUCAACGAAACCGUUCUUCCAAUUGCUCCUACCACCGACUGGCUGACCGUUUAUUACGACUGCAACCAAGAUUUUUCAGCAUCUGUUUCUACUUAUGUGAAAGAGCUUGAUUGUGGGAAUGAUGAUAGCAAAAAUUACUACGUGACGAGAAACCUAGUGUCCUCUCUACUUGAAGGGUAUAGUCCGGUUUUCAUAGACUUUAGGAGAUCUUGCAGUAUAAACGUCAAUACCCCCGCAUCUAGAACCGCACUGAACACACUCGAGAGUAGUCCAAGUAGAGAUAAUCUAAAUAAGGCUAUUGAAGAGAGUUUCGAGGUUGGAGUUAACUUAGAUUGUAAGAAGUGCAGAGACUCUGGGGGUGCUUGUGGAUAUAAUCACACACUUUCCACUAGUGGGUUUGUCUGCUAUUGUAUUAUUGCAGCUGCCGUUUCUAUAUCGGCGCUGGCUCUCAUAGUCGCAUGUGUGUUCUUACUCAUCAGACGGAGAAGAAAUACACAAGAAGCUCAGUACACAAGCAAGGACUAUGAUGUGAAAAAACAGAACCUAAUGGACCUUAUUCCACUCAAACACUAUAGUUAUGCGCAAGUACAGAGAAUUACAAAGUCAUUCGCCGAGGUGGUUGGGAAAGGCGGAUUUGGAACAGUCUACAGAGGAACUCUUUCUGAUGGUCGUAGUGUUGCCGUGAAGAUCUUGAAAGACUCAAAGGGUAAUGGGGAAGACUUCAUCAAUGAAGUUGCAAGCAUGAGCAAAACUUCUCAUGUCAACAUUGUUACUCUUCUAGGAUUCUGCUCUGAAAGUUCGAAGCGAGCAAUUAUUUAUGAGUUUCUGGAAAAUGGGUCUCUUGAUAAGUUUAUUUCGAGCAAGAGGUCAUCAAAUAUGGACUGGAAGGAACUAUAUAUGAUCGCGUUAGGCGUUGCUCGUGGUCUAGAGUACUUACACCAUGGCUGCAGAACAAGGAUUGUACAUUUCGACAUUAAACCACAAAAUGUCCUAUUGGAUGACAAUCUUUCUCCGAAAGUGUCAGACUUUGGCCUUGCUAAGCUCUGCGAGAGGACAGAAUCGAUAUUGUCACUACUGGAGGCAAGAGGAACGAUAGGUUACAUUGCACCUGAAGUGUUUUCAAGUGUGUACGGUAGAGUCUCCCACAAAUCAGAUGUGUAUAGCUAUGGAAUGUUGGUUCUUGAGAUAAUUGGAGCAAGGAACAGAACACCAAAUGAAGACCCUUCAUCUAGCACAAGCUCAAUGUACUUUCCCGAAUGGAUAUAUAAGGAUCUUGAGAUGGGAGACAACGGAGGGCAUAUGGAGAAUGGAGUCAGCAGCGAAGAAGACGACAAGAUAGCAAAGAAGUUGACAUUGGUAGGUUUGUGGUGUAUUCAGCCUUGGCCAUCAGAUCGCCCAGCGAUGAACAGGGUUGUAGAGAUGUUGGAAGGAAACCUUGAUGCUCUUGAAGUACCUCCUCGACCUGUUCUCCAGUGUUCCGUAGUGCCUCAUUUCGAAUCUUCCUGGAUUUCAGAGGAAAACUCAAUCUCCUCUCAUUAGUCUUAGGUAUGAUCGCAACCUUUAAGUUUAAUCGUAAAUGUUAUUACUGAACUUGAAAGACCUCAGAUACAUUCUCUGAUAUUAGAUCGAUGACUUUCGUGCGUA